AUGACCACCCAAACCACCACACAGAUCUUUGAGACCAUGUCUGUGCCGGCAGACAUGCUGGCCCUCCGCACGGUUGAACAGCCAUUCUCCCUUGCUGUUCCCGGGGACGCGCAAAUCACAGUGACCUGCCACACCAAUGCGAGAUACUACCAGAAAGUCACUGUCGAAGACGUCGCUAACAAGAAAUCCUGGGUAUUUUUCGGAUCGGGUGAAGACGAGACGCCAAUGGAGAUUCAAGGCUCGAAAGAAAAGGGGGUGGUGCUGCUGCACGCCCUGGAGACCGAGGCAUCCUUUCGCACCUUGAGGAUACUCUGCGAGUACUCCUCCCAAGGGCCCAGCGGCCGCCUUGAAAAAUCAGACGUCUUGGUGCCCCAAAUGCGUUGUGAAUACAACGGACCCCAGCAUCUGAAGCGAAUUUCAUGGGAAAUAUUCACCGAAGAUGGCGUGGACAAGGACUACAACGACUCGGUGCUUCGGAUUAUGGCGGAGGUGGACAAGAAUCUUGGUUAA
Molecule: messenger RNA, 510 nt
Organism: Metarhizium brunneum ARSEF 3297
Lineage: Eukaryota; Fungi; Ascomycota; Sordariomycetes; Hypocreales; Clavicipitaceae
Source: RefSeq, a predicted model, not a curated record